Diatraea saccharalis (sugarcane borer) is the source of this 1080-nucleotide messenger RNA. NCBI's taxonomy places the organism in Eukaryota, Metazoa, Arthropoda, Insecta, Lepidoptera, Crambidae. The record is from the annotation of a GenBank genome assembly.
AUGUCAUCGACUAAAGGAAUGAAAUGCGGUGGUUGCUUGUCUGUAAUUGCUGGAGUAGAAUAUGUAACUUGUCAUAAUUGUCAUCAUGGUUACGACUUGUUGUGUGCCAAUAUAAAUAAACAUGAAUUUAAGCAAAUGAAUUCGGAACGUAAGCGACUAUGGGUUUGUGAUGGAUGUCGUAAUAAGCAGCCUAAAUCCAAUAAAAAUGAGACUCCUGUUCGCCAAGGGCAACUGCGUCGGGAGGGAUCACAGCAGGCUGUGGAUACGGAGGACCCGCAUUUAAAUGUAACACUAAGAAGGAAACCUAGUCAAGAGACUCAGACUGUUAGCUUCAUUAGAGAUGAGGUAUGCGCGGCGUUGCGAGAGGAACUCACACGACUACUACCAACUAUGUUGGCCGCUGAAUUAGCACCUGUCAAAAAACAACUGAAUGACCUUCAGACCUCAGUAAAGUUUGUGAGCGAUCAGUAUGAUGAUUUAAGUAAGUCAUAUGAUAAAUUAUUAAAUGACCAUAAAGCACUAAUAGAAAAAUGUAAUCACAUGAGCAUGAAUUCAUCAAGUUUAAUUCAAAGGGUGAAUUCGUUGGAACAAUAUUUACGUGAAUCUAAUCUGGAAAUACAAGGUGUCCCAGAAAGCAAGUCUGAGAAUAUUUUUGGUAUAGUUAAGAAAAUUGCUAAUGCGGUAGGAUAUGCACUUUCGGAUUCAAGUAUCUUAAACUGUACUAGGGUUGCAAGUAUGAACAGGGAUGGCAAGCGUCCACGUACGAUUAUCGCGAAAAUGUAUAGUACACGCUGUCGCGACGAGUUUUACUCUGCAGUUGCAAGAUUUAAUAGAUUCCACAUGAAUAAUAAAUUAUCUUCAUCGUUGAUCGGAAUUGCUGGUGAGAGCAGACCAAUAUUUGUGUCUGAGCAUCUUUCUCCCGACAACAAAGUACUUCAUGCUGCGACAAGACAAAAGGCAAAAGAAAACAAGUAUAAGUUUGUUUGGGUGCGUAAUGGUCGAAUCUUCUUGAGGAAAGAUGAAACAUCACGAUUUGUUUAUAUUAAGAAUAGAGAAGUAUUGGACUCUUUUAAUUGGUAA